Molecule: messenger RNA, 2125 nt
Organism: Dufourea novaeangliae
Lineage: Eukaryota; Metazoa; Arthropoda; Insecta; Hymenoptera; Halictidae
Gene: dmrt99B
Product: doublesex- and mab-3-related transcription factor A2
Exons: 6
Coding region: 27-1682 (551 amino acids)
Biological process (GO): sex differentiation; regulation of transcription by RNA polymerase II
Cellular component (GO): nucleus
Molecular function (GO): DNA-binding transcription factor activity, RNA polymerase II-specific; RNA polymerase II cis-regulatory region sequence-specific DNA binding; protein binding
Source: RefSeq, a predicted model, not a curated record
UUCGGUCUACGAUACCGGUCGACACGAUGUCGUUGCCGCGGGGUGUCGGUCUCGGUGUCGACGUGGGACAAUUGAUGCAACACCAACAGCAACAGCAGCAGCAUCACGUGUUACCGGCCGCGUUCUUUCUACGUGCCAGUGCCGAGAGAUAUCAGAGGACACCAAAGUGCGCGAGAUGUCGGAACCACGGUGUCGUGUCCGCGUUGAAGGGGCACAAACGGUAUUGCCGUUGGCGGGACUGCGUGUGUGCGAAAUGUACCCUGAUCGCCGAGAGGCAACGAGUCAUGGCUGCUCAGGUUGCGUUACGGAGGCAGCAGGCCCAAGAGGAGAGCGAGGCGCGCGAGUUGGGUCUGCAACUGCAGUACAAUGCGGGCAGCUGCAAUACCGCCCCCGUUCUCCCUGGCGCGGGUACCGGGAGCACGCCAGCUGGCAGCCCACCCCCGCACCCGGCCCACGUAGCAAGUCCAGCCGGUCUGGCGAUUCCUGCGGCGGCGGCGGCCGCAGCCGCAGCCGCGGCAGCACACAUCCAGACCCAGCUACAGCACCAGCAGCCCGAUUGCGGGCUGAUGCAACGGAAGAGGCUGCCGCAGGACGAGUACCGACAGCCGAAGCUCGAGAAACAGGAACCGAUCGGCGGUGGAAUUGCAGGCACAAAGAGGUCGAGAAUCUCUGAGAGCACUACGGGAACAAUGCUCUCCACGAGCGACACCGGUAACGAAGACGACCGUGACUCCGAUUCUGGCGGGGAACUUCUUGCUGACCGUCCAUUGGGAGUACCAACGUCGGUCGGAUUGACGGAGAACGAGACGACAAUGAAACGGUCCAGUAGUUUAAAUGAUUCCGAGGAGGGAAGUCCGGAUCCAGGCUCGCAGAGCCCGACUCACACGCCUCCGCUGACGCCAGCCCUGACGCCUCAACGAGAGGACACACCAGCGCCGGAAAACCUCAGUCUUCGUAAAAGUGGAAGUCCACAACAAACGCAACAGACACUCCAACCGGUGGAUCUGGUGCAACCUAGACCUAGCCCACCGUUACCUUCGCUGGCGGCUGCAGCGACGGCGGUUCAUUUCCCUCCAUAUGCGCCACUCUACGGGCCAGCGGCCAGUUCUCUCUACUGUUCACCGGCCCUCUACCAGCAUCAGCACCACCAUCACAUUCCGGAGCAUCGGGAGAUCCAAAUGCAGAUGCAGAUGCAGAGCAUCCAGCAAACCUGUGGGCUGCAGUUACAGCAGCAACAGCAGCAACAACAACAGCAACAACAACGGUCCCCGGUAGACGUUUUGCUGAGAGUGUUUCCGGGAAGACGUCGCGCGGAUGUCGAGGCUCUGCUGCAUCGAUGCAAAGGCGACGUGGUCUCCGCUAUGGAGGUGUUGGUCUGCGAGGACAGUCUACAGCCGAAGUCCGCGUUCUCCCCAUUAGCUGGUGCCCUCGCCUCGGCCGCAGCGGCGUCCGCCUCGGUUUCCGCUGCCGCAGCUUACGCUACGCGUGCUGCGUACUGCACGACACCGAUCCCCUCGACCAGACACCGUUUCCUCGCCGCCCCGUACGCCGGGACCGGUUACCUGCCCACUGUGAUCAAGCCACCCAAUCAGAGCCUGCACGCAGCGGCGAACGGGACCGGGGACGCCUAUCGGGAGACCAGUCCCGACGACGCCAGCGACAAGACCAGCUACUCCGAGUGACCGGACGACACCCAGCAGACGGCCACCUGGUCCUACCUGCAAUAGUAGCCACGAUGUAAGGGGAGCCUGGAUCCGAAGAAGAGGACACUUCGAUUUUCGAAUGGAGAAAAAUGGCGCCCGCGAAACCACGAUCCAGGAGUUAGACAUGGAUCUGGAGAAAGGGACACUUCGAUUUUCGAAGGGAAAAAAUGGCGCCUGCGAAACCACAAGGUUCCAGCGACGAUCUAGGAAUCAGACUUGGACCUAAACAAGAGGACACUUCGAUUUUCGAAGGGAAAGAAUGCCGCCUGCGAAACCACAAGCUUCCAACGGUAAUCCAGGAGUUAGACUAAGACCUGAAAGAGGGGGCAGUUCGAUUUUCGAAUGGAGAAAGAUGGCGCCAGUGACACCAAGCGCUUCCAACGACGAUCCAGGACUUAUUUGGAUCCUCUAAAGGCUCUGGG